AUGUCAGUGAGAGGUAGAAGGAGGGCGAGGUCGUCUAGGGCUGUUUCGAAUUAUGCGGUCAGACGCGUUCGGCGUAUGCUGCGUGAGAGCACUCACGCAGGGCACGUGAGUAGUGGGGUACCUGUGUACCUGGCAGCGAUUUUGGAAUGCUUGACAAAGGAAUUAUUGGAGCGUGCAGCGAACGUUGCACUGAACAACAGAGAUACUUCCAUUGACCUUCGACAUCUUCAGCUGGCAGCUAGACAUGACCAAGAACUGAACGCGCUGUUAGCUGGAGUCACAAUUUCUCAAGAUGGUGUUUUACCCACUGAAGAACAACCGUAA
This is a messenger RNA of Thelazia callipaeda (thelaziosis nematode), 324 nucleotides long. The record is from the annotation of a GenBank genome assembly. NCBI's taxonomy places the organism in Eukaryota, Metazoa, Nematoda, Chromadorea, Rhabditida, Thelaziidae.